AUGGCAUUUUUGGGUGCUAGAUGGCUCUUUCGAGCCCCGUUCGCUCGUUAUGCUAGUUCACAAGCCCGGAUCGACUAUUGCGAGCUGCCGAAUAAGGGUUAUUUGCACAUCAAGGGACCCGAUGCUGUUAAGUUCAUUAACGGGCUGGUGACCUCGAAGAUGUUACCCACCUAUGUGAAGAAAAAUCUGACAACGAUAUCGGUCGAGGAUGAAGAGUCAGCUGAAUACCAGAGUGUUGCCGAUUUCGACAUGGCGAAUGGAAACUGGGGAGUUUUCAAAGAGUUUGGCGCCCAUGGUCCGUACAUUUCACGAUUUGGAACCUACACUACCCUGUUGAAUAGCAAAGGGAAGUUGAUGACGGACGCAGUAAUAUAUCCCACACCAAUAUGGAUGGAAGAUACGGCAUCUCGAAAGUACCCGGAAUAUCUCGUUGAGAUGGACCGCAGCCUCAUCCCACAAGUGGGACAAAUCUUUCAAUCCCAUACCCUGGUGAGUAAGGUGAAAAGUAAAGCAGAACCGUUUGAGAGCCUCAAAACAUGGUAUCUGUCUAUAGCUUUCCCAUCUGGAAUCUCGGAAGAGAACCCUUGGUUAUCAAAUCUGAUCAAUCCCAUGGAAACGCUCAAGGCCCCCGAGGCUGCCCUAAACUUCGCCAAACAUGUAUUGACGACCUUCUUUGAAGGAAAUCAGGCGAGGGUUUUGGCGUGCUUUAUCGACCCCAGAAGUACGGAGGUGCUUCACGAGAGCCCGACGAACCCCCAGGUUUUCCGUUUAGUGACCAAGGCCGACGUCACCGAUUUACAUGACAUUAUCAAUGCCGCCCAGCUACCAUUUGAGUUUCAAGUUCAAAAGAUUGGAGCGGAGCAGGUACGAUACGAGCGUCUUGCACAUGGCUAUGUGGACGGCGUGGGCGAUUUCAAACCAGAGACCUCAUUGCCUUUAGAGUUAAAUUUCGACUUCAUUCCGAACGCUGUAAGUUUCGACAAGGGCUGCUACGUGGGCCAAGAACUAACGGCCAGGACGUACGCGACUGGCAUUCUGCGAAAGCGGGCCGUGCCCGUCGUCUUGCAGGCCUGGCCUACGUUGAAGAAGCUGUCGGGCUCAGAGAAAUACAUUCAAAUCUGGUGCGACUCCGACGAAUCGUCAAUGACCAGCCCACAGUCACUAAAUGGGUCGAGUCCAUUUGCAACCCCAUCUUCCAAGUUCAAGCGUCAGCGGCCUGCUGGCGUGUUGCUGUGCUUCGAGAAAGACCGUGGAGUGGCAGUACUACGGAAUGAACAUUUCAAAAAGGCUUUUGAAAGCCAUACUUCUGAACUCUACAUCAAGGUCGGUGAAGAAAAGGUCACUGUUCUUCCACAACAACCGUGGUGGUAUGAGGAAUGGGCCGAAGAUACCGACGACUCUCCAUGA
Lachancea dasiensis is the source of this 1407-nucleotide messenger RNA. NCBI's taxonomy places the organism in Eukaryota, Fungi, Ascomycota, Saccharomycetes, Saccharomycetales, Saccharomycetaceae. The record is from the annotation of a GenBank genome assembly.